This is a messenger RNA of Salvelinus namaycush (lake trout), 4402 nucleotides long. RefSeq names its product tyrosine-protein phosphatase non-receptor type 21-like. The record is from RefSeq and is a predicted model, not a curated record. Gene Ontology annotation, biological process: protein dephosphorylation. Gene Ontology annotation, cellular component: cytoskeleton. Bases 278 to 3871 code for a protein of 1197 amino acids. The transcript is spliced from 19 exons. Gene Ontology annotation, molecular function: protein tyrosine phosphatase activity. NCBI's taxonomy places the organism in Eukaryota, Metazoa, Chordata, Actinopteri, Salmoniformes, Salmonidae.
AGCACGUCGUUAGCUGAGUUGGUUUUCUGUAUGCAGCUUCCAAACUAAACCUUUUCGAUAUUUGACAUAACUAUCACCUAUAAUGACUGGCGGCAGCUUUGGAUAUGCACAAUUUACAAAUUGACUAAUUUGCUUUUGGCGGACAUCAAUAAGGGAUACAUGUAUCCAACUCAUGGAUGGCCUCUUAUCCACUACAUUUUUGAUGGGCAAAGUUUAGAGACAACGGGACAUAUAUUUCUGGAUCAAGGAAGUACUCCUUGCCAAAGGACUUUGAAACAUGCCCUUGCCAUUCGGCUUAAAACUCAAAAGAACUCGAAGGUAUACUGUCUCAAGCAAGAGCUGUCUGGUCACACGCAUUCAGCUGCUCAAUGGGGAAUUUGUUGAGUUUACUCUUUCUGUGGAGAGCACCGGCCAGGAAUGUUUGGAGGCAGUUGCACAGAGACUUGAGUUACGAGAGAUAACAUACUUCAGCUUAUGGUACUUCAACAAGCAGAACCAGCAGCGUUGGAUCGAUCUGGAGAAGCCCCUGAAGAAGCAGCUGGACAAGUACGGCCUGGAGCCCACUGUCUACUUCGGCGUGGUCUUCUACGUGCCCACCGUAGGCCAGCUGCAGCAGGAGAUCACUAGAUAUCAGUAUUAUCUCCAGUUGAAGAAGGAUGUUCUCGAAGGCCGAAUCCCUUGCUCCAUAGAACAGGCCAUCCGCCUGGCUGGCUUGGCAGUGCAAGCUGACUUUGGAGACUUCAAUCGUUACGAUUCGCAGGAGUUUCUUCAGAAGUUUGUGCUCUUUCCUAUCGGCUGGAUCCAGGAUGAGAGAGUACUGGAAGAGGCCACUCAGAAAGUGGCUGUGCUUUACCAGAACUACAGGGGGUUGCCUGCCCCAGAGGCUGAGAUGUUGUACAUGCAGGAGGUGGAGAAGAUGGAGGGCUAUGGCCAGGAGAGUACCCCAGCCAAGGACAGCCAAGGCACUGAUAUCCUCCUUGGGGCCUGUCUGGAUGGCAUUUUUGUCAAGCACAAAAACGGCAGGCCACCCCUUGUAUUCAAGUGGAAUGAAAUUAACAACAUGACUCACAAUAAGUCCUUCUUUGCCCUGGAGCUGACCAACAAAGAGGAGAGCGUGCAGUUCCAGACCGAAGACCUGGAAACCUCCAAAUAUGUGUGCCGGAUGUGUCUGGCCAGGCACAAGUUUUAUAAGAUUAACAAGAGCAGCCUCCAAACCCAGCCUACCGCUGUGAACCCAGUGAGACGCCGAUCCUCCACCAGGAUGUCUCUGCCAAAGCCUCCACCCUACAUGUUGCCCCCGCCACAGAUGCACUACAAUGGUCACUUCACUGAGCCUUACACAUCCUCACAAGACAACCUGUACAUGAACAGUCAGCACGGCUACUACUACCACUCCCAGACCAGCCUGGACCGCUCACCACUUGAAUACGGCAACAGCGGCGGUGGGAACGGGCGGCUGCGUAACGGCAGCGUGUACAGCGCCCACAGCACCAGCUCCCUCACCAACCCCCAGCACUACAUGCAGCCCUCGCCCAUGUCCUCCAACCCCUCCAUCACAGGCAGUGAUAUCACCCGGCCCGACUACGUGCCCUCGCACCGCCAUAGCGCACUCAUCCCCCCCUCCUACCGCGCCACCCCGGACUACGAGACGGUCAUGAGGCAGAAGAACCGGGGAGGUGGAGGAGGGAUGGUGCAUGGCCACGAGCACCGCCAGAGCCACUCCAUGAGGAACCUGAACAUUGGGAACUCGUACGCCUACAGCAGGCCGGACCCCCUGGUCUACAGCCAGCCGGAGAUCAGAGGAGAGCAUGGUGGAGGAGGAGCGCACCACCACUACCCCUUCCAUCUCAACUCCAGCUUCCACAGCCCCUCGCCGUACCCCUACCCCACGGAGAGGAGGCCGGUGGUGGGGGCGGUUAGUGUGCCCGAGCUGACAAACGUCCAGCUGCAGCAGGCGCAGGAGUAUCCUGCGGCCAAUAUCAUGAGGACCCAAGUGUACCGCCCUCCACCCCCCUACCCAUACGGCGCCCACCCACGGCCCGCCAACAGCACGCCGGACCUGUCUCGCCACCUGUAUGUGAGCAGCAGCAACCCGGACCUGAUCAUUACGCGGCGCGUGCACCACUCGGUCCAGACCUUCCAGGAGGACAGUUUGCCUGUAGCCCACUCCCUGCAGGAGGUAUCCGAGCCCUUGUUCCUGGCUGGACCCCCACAACACCACUCCCACCAACACAACGCACACAAACGCAACUCCAUCGAGAUUGCCGGCCUGGCUUACAGCCUGGAGGGUAUGAGGGUCAAGGAAAGGACUGUAUCUGCCUCAGCCGCAGACACCCCCCCUCUGGCCCCGCAUGGCCCCUCAGGCUCCCAGCUCAACGUGUUCCUGGAGCGGACCAAGUCAGAGGACGGGGGGGAGGGGAAAGAGGACGUUCGCUACGGCCACAAGAAGUCCCUGUCAGACGCCACCAUGCUGGUGCACAGCAGCGAGGAAGAGGAGUUUGAGGAUGAGAGCGGACGCCACACCCCCCAAUCCCACGAUGCACUAUUGUCCGGGCCUGACCCGCAGCAGCUUCUAACCAAUCUGGGACAGAUUCCCCUGGAGCCCCCGCCCGCAUAUCCCAUUGGCUCCUUCCUUGACCCUGUCCUGUCUGGCCUCCCGGCCUAUCAGGUGCACCCACUGAUCCAGGAGGCGGAGUCACUGUACCUGUUUGAGGGCGGGCAGACUGGCAGGAUGGUGCCCUCGAUGUCGGAUAGUGACAUCAGUGGGCAGAACAAACCGAAGACCAAGAAGGAUUUCAUCAAGAAGAGGCCUGUGUCAGACGUUCCUGCUGGGAAGAAACCCAUUGAUGGCCUGCCUCCUGCCGGCAUGAAGAAGCGGGCUGAGCUGAAGAAGAUGGGUCCUCUGAAGGUGGCGGCCCUCAACGGCCUGACCCUGUCCAGGCUGCCCAUGCACGAGGGAGGCAAGGACCAACCUGAGAAGGCCUCCAACGACGAGAGGUGUAAGGUGCUGGAGCAGCGUAUGGAGCAGGGCAUGGUGUUCACAGAGUACGAGCAGGUGGCCAAGCGGCGUCCGGCAGGCGACUGCAGCAUCGCCCAGCUGCCAGAGAGCGGCGAGAGGAAUCGCUUCCAGGAUGUGCUGCCCUACGACGACACGCGUGUGGAGCUGGUGCCCACCAAGGAGAACAACACAGGCUACAUCAACGCCUCGCACAUCAGGAUCACGGUGGGUGGCGACGAGUGGAGCUACAUCGCCUCCCAGGGCCCUCUUUCUAACACCUGUCUGGACUUCUGGCAAAUGGUGUGGGAGCAGGGUGUGGCCAUCAUCGCCAUGGUUACAGCUGAAGAGGAGGGUGGCAGGGAGAAGAGUUUCCGCUACUGGCCACGGCUGGGCUCUCGCCACAACACGGUGACAUACGGACGCUUUAAGAUCACCACGCGCUUCAGGACGGACUCAGGCUGCUAUGCCACCACGGGCCUGAAGAUCAAACACCUGCUGACGGGCCAGGAGCGCACUGUAUGGCACCUGCAGUACACAGACUGGCCCGACCACGGCUGCCCCGAGGACUUCAAGGGCUUCCUCUCGUACCUGGAGGAGAUCCAGUCAGUGAGGAGACACACCAACAGCACCAGCGACCCAAAGAACACCAACCUACCCGUGCUGGUCCACUGUAGCGCUGGAGUGGGCCGCACCGGGGUGGUCAUACUCACUGAGAUUAUGAUCGCCUGUCUGGAACACAACGAGAUGCUGGACGUCCCGACCGUCCUGAACAUGCUCCGGCAGCAACGCAUGAUGAUGGUGCAGACCAUCUCACAAUACACCUUCAUUUACAAAGUCCUUAUCCAGUUCCUUCGCAACUCCAGGCUAAUCUAAGCGCAAACCUCGGCAGCCCCCCCCCCCCCCCCCCCCCAAGGUUUGUGUCGGCCACGAGAAAGCAUCUGUGGCCUUUAGCUCCAAAAUGGUGGUGCUGGUGGAUGGUCCUUUUUCGAAGUGUUAGUGGAGGUGAGACUGCGAUAAAACCUGACAAUGAAAGGAUCGCAUGACUUUGUGCGUGUCCCCCUCUUGAACAGUAUUAAUGAGAUUUCACUGUAGGAUUUUUACACAAUUACUGACAUGAAACCCAGCACUUGAAACCUAGACAUGAAACCCAGCACUCUGAUUAUUGUAUAUCAAUAUCAUUAAUUACAGAUAUUUGUUUAUCACAGAUUUUAGUUUUGACGAUUUGUGUGCUGUGCUGGAUGAUGGUCUUUAUAAAGAAGGACUUGACUAAUGUUUUGAUUGAGAAUUCCUGAAGGAAGUUAAAAUCACACUUUGAUUACGUUGGACUACUGUUUGUUGUCUGCUUGACGGUGGAAGAUGAGAAUGGUCACUUUUUUUAAUGAAGGGCAUCUUUGGUGAACUGCA